Messenger RNA from Anas platyrhynchos (mallard), 3076 nucleotides. RefSeq names its product cell death inducing p53 target 1 (gene CDIP1). The record is from RefSeq and is a predicted model, not a curated record. Lineage: Eukaryota; Metazoa; Chordata; Aves; Anseriformes; Anatidae. Gene Ontology annotation, biological process: intrinsic apoptotic signaling pathway in response to DNA damage by p53 class mediator. Gene Ontology annotation, molecular function: zinc ion binding. Gene Ontology annotation, cellular component: nucleus; cytoplasmic side of late endosome membrane; cytoplasmic side of lysosomal membrane.
GAGAAUCCCAGAGGCGGCAGCAGGUCCUUGCAAGCCCUCCUCCCGCGUGUAACCCUUUGGGGGUGCUGCGGAUAAACCAUCCUUGUCUUAAGCAGGGGGAUUUUGUCUCUGCUUUUGCUGAAAUCCAGAUAGAGGAGCUGCACGAAGCUGUAAUCUGAAUUUCUGGCCGAGAACAGCUGUGCCUGGACUGCAUCAGGGAGGUUAUCUGAUGGUGCUUUGGAUGUAAUACCCUGAGAAAUCUCGCUUCGGCCACAGCUCCUGGCUUCCAGCGAGGAUCCUGCUCGUGGCUGGUUUGCCUGCUGGGGUAUGGUGGCACGCAGGAGGUCAAACGGCACGGCCGAGGCCCCAAGGUGAAAUGAUUGCAGUGGGGAUGCUCCUCCAGAGCCCGGUGUGCUGCACAGCAGCCCCAGCUGUCUGACCCGGCCGGAGCACGGAGGCGAAUCGCGAUAUCCUCCAGCAGCCCUUGUUCUGAAGGACUGCUGCUGAGCUCCAUCUCUGCGCCGCAGGAAGAGCCUGACCCUCCUGGAAGGAGCAGUUUUCCACAGCUGAAGUCUGACUGCAGAGGCGUGGGACAGAACAGCCCGGCUGUUUCUGCACGGCGGCUUUCCUCUCCCUGGCAGGGACGCUGAGGGCGCACGGCUUGUGCUCGGGGACACGCAGCUGAGUCGCUCGGAAAAAAGAGCAAACCUUUCCCCUGGUCCUGACGCUGGGCUCCCGUCGGCGCCGUGCACGCCUGUGCUGUAGGCAUGCGCCCUCUUGCUGCUUGCCCAGGACCAGGAUGCUGAGCUCCUGAGGUGCCGCUGGGGUGACCGGCGGGGUGCAGCGGGGGGGGACGUGCUGCUUGGUCCAGCACCAGUGCGUGCCCUCCCUGCCUGCUGUUAUCCCUUCCCUCCUGGCCCCGGGGAGAAACACAAAGGCUGGAGGCAGCAACCGCGCCUGGGAAGAGGCAAGGCAGCGGGGGAAGUUUGGCUGGCUGACACAGAAAACCUCUUUUUGUUCUGCGUAAAAGGCUGGCAGAGGGAAGCCCCAGCACUGCUUUCGCAGCGGGGAUUUUUGCUGUCCUUCCUCCCCAGGUUUGGGAGGGUAAGGCAGCUUCUGAAGCACGCUGCUGAGAAGUUGUCUUCUCCAUCAAGACCUCUGAGCUCCUUGCAGCAAGGAAGAGGCCAGGGCAGCCCCGAGCCAUGUCCAACGACCCCCCGCCACCCUACCCGGGCGGCCCCUCGGCACCGCUGAUAGAGGAGAAGCACGGCCCGCCCCCUGCCACAGAUGGCGUCUCCCCAGCCGUGGGACAGCCCCAGGGGGUUCCCGUCCCCCCUCCUGAAUUUGGGCCCCCUCCCUAUGAGCCUCCGCAGCCGGGCUUCGUGCCCCCCCACAUGCCCACUGACGGCUCCGGGCCCUACGUGCCGCCUGCAGGUUACUACCCACCGCCAGGCCCUCACCCUCCCAUGGGCUACUACCCUGCUCCGGGCCACUAUCCGUCACCCGGUGGCCACACGGCAACAGUGCUCGUCCCCUCGGGGGCUGCCACCACGGUGACCGUGCUGCAGGGAGAGAUCUUCCAGGGCGCCCCGGUGCAGACGGUGUGUCCCCACUGCCAGCAAGCCAUCACCACCAAAAUCUCCUAUGAGAUCGGGCUCAUGAGCUUCCUGCUUGGCUUCUUCUGCUGCUUCGUGGGGUGUGAUCUCUGCUGCUGCCUCAUCCCCUGCCUGUUCGACGACUUCAAGGACGUGACCCACACGUGUCCCAACUGCAAGGCCUACAUCUACACGUACAAGCGCAUGUGCUAACAGCGCCCCGGGAGCCCGAGCCACUGGAAUGCCACCGGCCCCUCUCCCACUGCCGUCCUAGUCUACGCGUGUGCAACACUCCUUCGCUUAACCCGCUGGUGGUGUGUAUGUGCAUCUCCCUGCCUCCCUCCUGCCCCGAGCUGGGCACACCUUCCCCGAGCUCCGGUCCUGAUGUGAAUGGUGGAUUGGGGACGCUGGUGUGGCUGCACAGGGGACGAGGGGGUUGAGGCCCCAGCUGCUGUGCAUGGGGGCUCUCUCCAGCAGCUGCCUGGCAGCACGCAGGAGCGGGACGGGGUUCUGCACCCCGUGUGCUCCAGGGCAAUACUGGAGCAAGCUGGGGACACAGCAGCUGAUGGAGGCACCCACCCCUCAGACAUGGUGCCCUGAGCAGGAGCUGCUGCAAGCAGGGGCAGGCACUAACCUGGAGGGCAGCCAACGGAGAACACGGGAGGAUGCAGUCACCUGGCUCAGCUGCAGCCCUUUUAGGAACGGGCCUGGUGGAGGCUCAGUGUUGAGGAGACAGAGGGGUCAGUGUGAGGUUCUGACGUGGCUCCAGGCCCUCUCCAGCCAGGUCAGGGUGCAGCCCACAGGCAGCACGUCCCCAGGAGCACGCAGAGCUGCCUUCAAGGUGUGUGUGUGGGGGGCCAGGGUGGCUGCCUUGCCUUGGGGCUGCGGCACUGCACCCCUCAUCAGCCCACCUGUCCUGCCAGGGCACCAGCUGCAUGCGCCUCCUGCCAGCCCUGCUGGGGAUGCUUUGGGGAAGGAAAGCCCCCGGCUGCUCCUCGCCCACCUGGCAAGCCCUUAGAAGUGCAUCCAGCAUGUUGCUACCUGCCCCCAGCACCGUAGAGUAGGGGAGUUUGUUACCCAGCUCCCAGCUCUGGAGCAGACCCACAUCCCCACCCCGAGCCCAGCAGGGUCUGGGGGGCAGCCCCGUGGCGUUCCUCCUUGCAUGUGGGUGUGGGGGGUUACUUUUAGCUCACUUCAUACAGGGCAGAAGGAUGGGGGCAAGCAGGCAGCAACACCAGCUGCCAGCAGCACUGUGACAGACAGGGGCAAGAGGCCCUGGGAGGCAUUUUCAGUCCCUCUAUGGCCACACCUCGCACCCCUUCCCACAGCUCCUGCAGCUGGAGCACGAAGCCCCCCCAGCUAAGCAGGGGGGCAGGGAAGGCUCCUCAGUAAGGUCUGCAAACACAGCCCGGCCUUUGCAGGCAGCUGCUGUUUGCUCAGAGGUGGAACUGUGGCACUUGUCCCAGUGUUUGUAUGUAAAUAAACAUCAGACCCUGAGAUCA